AUGUCUGUCGGCGUUUGGUUUUCUGUGCAACCUGUGCGCAAUCAGGGGCGGGCCGAACUUCUUUCACUGGUACCUCCCACUAACAGUGUUGUUGAGUUUGGCGCUUUUGUUCGUCCUGUCGGCGUACCACGGCUUGUUGAUGGUUUAUAUGGUUCACUUGCCGCUGGUGUCGUUCACGUUGACUGGGGUUCCUUGCAUUCUGCUGGUGGCGGAGUGUUUUGCUAUCAACGCUAUGUGAAGUUGGGCCAGCUGAUUGCUGCAUACCGUUUGAACCCUGCACGAUACCUGGGUUCAUUCGGCUCCAUCGAGGCACUCGAGGACGAUUUUUUACCGCCCAACAACCCUUCGGUGGGUGAAGCUGCGACUCCUGUGAAGAAGUCGAGCAUCCCUCUGCACCAUUGCCCCCCAGGAGAUGCCGAAAGUGUGCCGAACACUGACGCUGACUGGUCUAGAUUUGAACAAGACAAUUUGACGCAUGGGAAGCGCCGGGUUUCGGUGGAACACAUUGAGCCCUUGCACUUCCAGAAUAUGGUUCGCCAUGGACACCCUCAGGUCGCUUCGGAGUCCGACGGGGCGAACCACAGUAGUCCGGUCAACAUGGAUUUGGAGGAGAUUAGAAAGCACUACAAACCCAAGCCAGGGGGUUACAUCGAGUCGCUACUGCAGUCUCAUUACACGGAUGAAGGAUCCAACAAGAGUGGAGUGUCAAACGGCACAGAGACGGCAGCGGAUGGGAGCCCUGCCGAAUCAACGCCGACUGCAUCUCAGAAGGCUCGCAAUGUAACGUGGAAGCAGCGGCAUUCAGCCCAUUCCAACGAAGCUCCGGAAUCCGUGCAAACUGAGACUGGUGCCGUAGUACCGGAGCCGUCGGAGCGGGAGUACUGCACCGUGCGUUCUGCGGAGUCGGCUCCUAAACAUCGCUCAUCUAUUCAAAGCUCGAAGACUAUCGUUGUUUCAGGCCCAGUUGAUAUAGAACACGAAAGCCGGUCCUAUGUCAUAACGGCAUUGAAAACUUUGCGGCAGUUUUCUCUCUCUUCGCAUGGCGCCGUAACACCCGAGAACAGCGCCGUGUGUGCGCGCAAGGGUGACAGCAAAUCGUGGCGUAGCUCGUAUGACGAGUUGCGUAGUAUGACCAGGACUCUUCAAUUGGAUGCAGCUUUGGCGUUUCAUAAUGAAAAGUCGUUGGUAAACUGCCAGAUAGAUGGCAUGCGCAUAGGUUCGUUUGAAGGUGCCGGAUAUACACAGUCCAAUCGUCGGGCGCCGCACGACGCUGUGCGUUUUAACGAUGGUCAGACUCGGGUGCUUUCUCCUUUAAAUUUGCGUGCAUCUGGGUGUAUGAGUCAAUUGAGUUGGUCGCACUCCGAUGCAAGCUUUGCGCACCCGACGACGUCAAGUGCAACGCUGAAUGCUCUGAUUCGCGUGAUGCCCAAUUGCGGCUACCGUGUUAUUGUGGCCGCGAUCCGGAUGGUGCAUCGCAUGAGCAACGUACGCGAGUUGAUCGCCCACUAUACCUGGACUCAGACACCGCGCAUGCCAGGCACAAACGGCGUUGGAUUCUUUGCGCAUACGCGUAUCGAGGGAUGGUAUGUUGAAUGGAUGCACGAAUUCAACAUGACCUUCUACAAGUGUACAAUAAAUGAGACGAUGCUAAUAUUCGUGUUGGCGCUGUUAUCGGAUAUCUUGGUGGUAGUGCGUUUGUACAGCACUUUGGAACCAGGAUACGCGUCGGAUCAUUUCUUUUCCACUUUGCGCAUAGUGAUUCUUACGCUACGCUAUGUUGCCUACCCUGCUGGCAUGAUGUUCUCGUUAUGCCACCUGAAGGCAAAGGGAAUUACGAAAAAUGCGGUGAUUUACUAUCGGUCGCUCGUGAUGCUCUGCAUGGCCAAUAUGUGUCUGACCUUUAUCGACUUAUGGGCGUCCCUGGGUGUUUUCAAGGCCGGAUUUUCGCUGCAUAAUUCGCUCUACGCAUGCAGUGCGAUGACAACGACAAGUUUGAUGUUGUUUACCCGCCCUCCGAUUCUGCUUUGUCUGUUCGGCAUUAGUAUUUUUAGCUACGCGUGUUUGUUAUGGACAGCUGGAUAUACCGUCGGUUGGUGCAUUUUGGAGCUGGUUACUCAGUUGGUGGUUGCAGCCGGUUGUUUGAUGUUCUUCGUGCGCCCAGUCGACACAAACAGAAGGAAGCUUUUUUGUCUUUACACGCUCCCGUACCUCUUCUACCUCGAAGCUAUGCGUUCUUGA
This is a messenger RNA of Babesia ovata, 2238 nucleotides long. RefSeq lists its product as uncharacterized. NCBI's taxonomy places the organism in Eukaryota, Apicomplexa, Aconoidasida, Piroplasmida, Babesiidae. The coding region runs from base 1 to 2238 and encodes 745 amino acids. The record is from RefSeq and is a predicted model, not a curated record. The transcript has 2 exons.